GUUCGACCUCGACCUCGCACCACACACCAAAGCUCCUCCCCCAAGGCAAAUCUUCCCAUUUUACAUCCCGCACCAGCCAUCAACGUCACAGCUCCACCAAACUUUUUCGUCGGCGCGAACCACGCGACCCUUCGACCUUACUGCUCGAGUGUGUUCUGGAACUGUUUCAAUUGCAGGAACCACCUACGAGCCGGUUUCGACAGUGCCCGCGCGCAGCACUCACUCACUCACACACACAGACAUAGUCACACAACCACGCCCACCACCGCCAUGAUCGCACCGACGGCGACGGCGAUGCUCCGCUCAGGCGUCUCCCGCGGCGGCUGCGCCCUGCAGCCCAUCCUCCUGCGCAGCACCACCAGCUGCCCCUACUCGACCAUCGUCACAGCCGCCUCGCCCUUCGCCAGCGUGCGCUCCAAGCUCUCCGACUCGAGAACAACAGCAACCCCCUCCGCCAAGCCAUCACCACCAUCAUCGCCCGCCACCAUCACCAGCCCCACCCUCACAACAGCCCGCCGCCAGCCAGCAGCCCGCUACUCGACAGACCAGGCCGCCGACGCGGCAGCGGCGCAGCGCGCCGCGCAGCGCGCCGAGGCCUACGCCCGCUCGAACCCGGACAUGCCGCCGCUGGACUGGGACUCGUUCUUCCAGCUGCGCAAGACGCGGCGCCGGUGGCAGGUCGGCUUCAGCGUGCUCAUGUCGCUGGGCUCCGGGGCCGCGGGCGCCGUCGUGCUCGGGUCGGGGGCCGCCGACGCCCUCACGAACCAGAUCCCCCUCGACCCCAUCCUCACGCUCGGCCUCAUCACCCUCGGCUGCACCGCCAUGGGCUGGGUCGUCGGCCCCAGCCUGGGGAACGCCGUGUUCUACCUCAUCAAGCGCAAGUACAAGGCGCCUAUGACUGUGAAGGAGAGCCAGUUCUUCGCCCGCAUCAAGAAGAACCGCGUGGACCCGUCCAACUCGUCCACCGGCAACCCGGUGCCUGACUUCUACGGCGAGAAGAUCUCCAGCGUCGCCGGAUACAGGCAAUGGCUGAAGGACCAGAGGGCCUACAACAAGAAGAGGACCACCUUCAUCUGAGUGAUGCUUUGAGGGCUGUUCCCAGUUGGACGAUCAGGGCCGAACACGCGGGGUUGUCCUGAAGAUAUGUUGCGGCGGAAUCCCGUCUCCUGGGAACGCAAUCAACGGGGUUUGUGGGCAGAAUGAACGAGUGGAUUGCCAAUGGCACUACAGAAGAAGGCCAAGACUGGUCGCGGGUUGGUUGGAAUUGUUGCAAACACACACACACACAAGUAUGAGUCUCAUUUGCCGGAGUUCAGAGCCUCUCCAUAAUUGUACUUGUACCUACAGCACCGUAAUGCCGCACAAAUAACGUGACAUCCUCCUCUUCAAUUGUGUAUUUGUUCACGUGCCUCUGAACUUUGUCCACUUUUCCAACAUUACCAGGGCUACAGGAACGGCAGGGUGCCGUCUACCUCGUGCUUCCAAGCCCUCAUGCCGCCCUUGAUAUCCCCAAUGAACCUCUCGCCCCCACGGCCGAGCCCCAGGUCCUUCAGCUGCUUGGCCACGAGCUGGGAGUCGUUGCCCACCCUGCACACCACAUAGAUCGGCGCGUGCCCGGACAGGCCCGCGGGUAUCCAGUCCGGCAGCUCAGCACCGCCCUCGCCCUCGGGCCUCUUCGCCGCCCUCGCAGAGCCCUGGAUCCGCGAGUACGGGAUGUUGACAGCCCCGUCGAUACACCCGACGUCAAACAGCUCCUUCUCCCUGACAUCCAGCAGCACGGGCCUCGCCGCCCCCGCCCCAUCACCACCACCACCACCACCCGCCGUGACAAGAUCCCGAUAAGCACCAGCAGAAACCCUCUCCCCUUCUCCAAGCACACUAACCGACGAUGCCGCGCCCCCGCAGAACGCAACAUAAUCCACGCCCCCACUCCUCAACGUCCCCAGCGACAGCCUGUCCGCGCUCCCCUCGCCGCAGGCGAAGCAGUCCCGCCUGCGGGCGCGCAUCCGCACGGACCGGAACGAGGGGGCGCCGGCCGCCGAGCCGGAGAAGAGCAGCAGCGUCGGCUGUGGCUGUGGCUGUGGCUGUGGCUGUGGCUGUGGC
This is a messenger RNA of Diaporthe batatas, 2103 nucleotides long. RefSeq lists its product as uncharacterized. Lineage: Eukaryota; Fungi; Ascomycota; Sordariomycetes; Diaporthales; Diaporthaceae. Gene Ontology annotation, biological process: protein import into mitochondrial matrix. Gene Ontology annotation, cellular component: PAM complex, Tim23 associated import motor. The record is from RefSeq and is a predicted model, not a curated record. The transcript has 2 exons. Bases 271 to 1077 code for a protein of 268 amino acids.